AUGAAAGGUGCUGAUGACGCGGACACAACUGGUAUCGCCCCCGGGUCUCGCCUGACGGACAAGCGCCCUAACAAUCUAUUGAAGCCCCGAAUUCCAACAUCAACAAAGAAUACUCAAUUAAGCGCCUUCGCGGGCCGCCUUCCCGCCUUUUUGCCUAAUCUGUGCCCAGUUAUUUCGGGUACACCCACGCUAGAGGGAGAUAGGCGG
This is a messenger RNA of Iphiclides podalirius (scarce swallowtail), 207 nucleotides long. Lineage: Eukaryota; Metazoa; Arthropoda; Insecta; Lepidoptera; Papilionidae. The record is from the annotation of a GenBank genome assembly.